AUGGAGCAUAAAAGAGGGUGGGCCAAAAUCAAAAGUGAUAUUCCAAAUAAGAACUACGAUACGGACGUGGAAUACGCGAUAAAAUUAAAUCGAUGGUUAUUAAAACCAAUUGGCGUUUGGCCGUUGGAGUUAUCGUCAUCAAGAACCGAGAGAAUUGUCACGAUAACCAGCGCUGUUACGUGUUGCCUUUUAAUGAGUUUCGUUUUAACCAUUCCAUGUUGCAUCGAAAUGUUUUCCUCCCAAAAGGAUUUUAAAUCUAGACUGGAAAUGCUUGGACCUUCAAGUUUUUGUGUCAUGGCUGUUAUUAAAUUUUUCUUUUUCGUAAUUCGCGGUAAAGAAAUUAGAUUUUGUAUCGAUUCCGUCGUUACCGAUUGGCGAAACGUCGACGUACCAGAGGAACGUAAUAUUAUGUUACGGAAGGCAAAGUCUGCGCGAUUUUUAACUACGGUCUGUGCACUCUUUAUGUAUUAUGGGGGCAUUUUUUACACUACUUAUUUACCAUUAACGACAGCCAAGGCAUUAUCUACUGAAAAUGUUACCAUUAGAAUUCUACCUUAUCGUUGUAAUUUUAUACUGUUUGAUCCGUACGCGCCACUGUUUUUCGACAUCAUUUAUUUUCUGCAAUGUUUAUCCGCUGCUUUUAUGUUCACCUUGACGUCGGGAGUGUGCAGCUUGGCUGUGAAUUUUAUAAUCCAUGCAUGUGGACAGUGCCAAAUUAUUGGAUUACUUUUGGAAAAUCUCGUUGACGGUAGAGGAAAUACUUCAACCACCCUUGAAAAGAGAAUAGCUGUUGUCAUCGUGCGACACUUACAUUUGCUAAGGUUUGUCACACGCGUGGAAGAUGUAUUGAAUGAAGUGUGUCUCGUGGAAUUUUUAGGUUGCACCCUGAAUAUAUGCCUUCUUGGGUAUUACUUUAUAACGGGAUUGGAGACAGCUGACACUGCUAGAUUCGUUACUUUUGCUCUACUGUUUAUAUCCUUCACGUUUAAUAUUUUUAUAUUUUGCUAUAUCGGCCAGUUAUUGACAAAUCACUGUCAUCAAAUUGGAGAAAUAUCCUAUAUGAUCGAUUGGUAUCGCAUCCCGGGAGCCCAAGCCCGAUUUUUAAUAUUGCUAAUUGCUAUUGCUAAUCGACCAGUAACAAUCACAGCUGGUAAAAUCGUCCAACUGUCUUUUCCGUGUUUUCGUGACGUAUUAAAAGCUGCAUUAGCUUAUCUGAAUAUGCUUCGAAAGAUGACCACCUAA
Molecule: messenger RNA, 1242 nt
Organism: Cephus cinctus (wheat stem sawfly)
Lineage: Eukaryota; Metazoa; Arthropoda; Insecta; Hymenoptera; Cephidae
Biological process (GO): sensory perception of smell; detection of chemical stimulus involved in sensory perception of smell
Cellular component (GO): plasma membrane
Molecular function (GO): olfactory receptor activity; odorant binding
Source: RefSeq, marked provisional